UUUUUGUUACUGAUUUGUCAAAACUGGGUAAAAAUGGUUUAAAAUCAACAAAGAUUGCUUUUAAUUUCGAUCUACACGAAUAUUUUAAGAGCCCUAUAGAUCUUUACUCUAUUUGUAAUGAGCUCUGGUAAAAAUGAAAGUCAAAAAUUGCCAGAUGGUUGGGUUUUAUGUCAAUCCAAAUCGAUUCCAGGUAGGAGAUACUAUUUUAACAAAAAAACUGGAAAAUCUUCAUGGUCUGAGCCACAGGCUGAUGAGCAUUCAGACAACAAAGCUAAUAAAAAAGAAAAAAUGCGAAAAGCAGCGAAAAGGAAGAAAGAGGAAAUAGCCAAGAAGGCAAUGAAGAGAAAGAGUAAUGAAGAUGACCAGAGUACAUCUAAGAAAGUAAAACAGGAAUCUCCUAAUAAAAAAGACAGGUACAAGCAAAAGGGGGCUUACGAAUCAAAGAAAAAAGAGACAACCACAAAAACAACACCUAAUACUUCCUUUAAGGCAUCUCCCACUAAAAAGGAAUCACCAACAAAGAAAACUCCUGUCAAGAACUUGGCUAAUUCUAGACUUUCACAGUUGAGGGAACAAUUAGCAGCUGAUGUUGCAGAGGAAUCCCAGGGACCCUCCAACAAACGAUCAAAAAAUACCUCUACUCCUGGUGACACUCAAAGGAAUAAGGCAGAACACAAAAGCCCAACAAAUGAGUCAAAAUCAGGGCAAUCUCCUGGAAAUGAGAGUGUUCACUCUAUUCCAUCACCAUCGCAAUUCUUUGCCGCAAAUAAGAUCAUCUCCUCCAUGAAAGCUCAGCUACCAGAUGAGUAUUUUAACACAGAUAGGCAAAAAGACACUUUUGCUGAUAUUGAAAAGGGAAUUUGCAAUCAAGUACCGGAAUAUCCUUCUCUUAAGCAUCCGGCUACUCCGCCUCAGUUUUCCGAAGCGAGUAAGCUAAUGUCGGCCAUUAAAUCCAAGUUAUCAUACAAGGCAUCACCUAGAGAUAAUGAGAAAAGUUUUAUGUCAGCAAAGGAUAGAAUGGAAAAGCUAAGAGCCAAUUUGAGUUCUGAAAUAAAUGAAUCAGAUUUGAAUGUUUCGAAUAAAUCUGUUGUAUCAGGAGGUGAUACAACAGUAGAGGCAAUGGAAGUUGAGCUGAAUGAUGAUACAAAUGGGGUAAGUCAAGUUAAACAAAACAUUCCUGUCUCAAAAAAGGAUGUGAUAAUAAAUGGUGCUGACGUUGUUCUAGUGGUAGACACAAACAUUUUCAUACAUGAGUUGGAACUCAUAAAAAAUGUUCUCAACUCGCACAUUAAAGGCUAUAGUGAGCAGCCAACACUGUUGGUUCCAUGGCGUGUUAUCAAUGAGCUGGAUCGUUUGAAGGAUAACAAUAACGGCAAUGGAGCACUCUGCAAGAGAGCCAAAUCAGCUAUGGACUACUUAUACAAAUCACUACCAGAAAAUAAUCGGAUAGUUGGUCAAUCAUUACGUGAUGCAAACUCCCACAUUUACCCUUGUGAAAUACCAGAUGAUGAGAUUUUAAACUGUUCAUUACAGCAGGUAGAAAGAGGGAAGAAUGUGAUUUUAUUAUCAAACGAUAAGAACUUGUGCAACAAAGCUACCAUCAACAACGUGAGACACAUAAGUGUGAGCAAGCUGCGAGACAUGCUAGAGAACAGGGAACAGGGGACGGACCCAGAGUUGGCGGCCACUGUGAAACACUACCAGCAGACUAUGUAUCCACUUCUGGCUAAUAUAUUAGAGAACGAAAUGCGCGCGAAAUAUAACAAUCUCUGGCAGCACGUGUUAUUCAAGCCACCUCCUUGGACGCUUAGCGAUGUUCUACAGUGCCUCCUCAAACAUUGGAUAGCCGUCUUCAAUGAAGUCUUCCCCAGGAUAGAGCACAUUCUCAAAGACCUCAAUAGUAGUUUAACGUCUAUACUGAAAAAAGACCAAAAUACACUCACGCAUUCCGAAGUAACGAAUUUCAAGGAGUUAUGUGUGGACGUGGCGCGGCGGUGUCAGAUCAUUCCGGAGUACAUGGAGCUAGCGAAGAGGACUGUGGACAAACUGCUGCACGGUGUCUCGGACAAUGCAGAGAGUGAGGCACCACUGGUCCGCGCUUUCGAGGCACUUUGGAGUGUACUGUCUAGUUAUUGCUCAAAACUUAGUUCAGCGCUGGGUCUACCUCACAGUAUAGAAGAUAGCGUACCGGGCAACGAGCCUCUUCCAGUGCUGAUCAGCAAGUGGUCGCACUUCAACACUCAUCUCACAGAACUCACCUUGGCUAUACAAGGUGUUCUGAGUGUAGAGAAUCCGCUGGAAGAACACUUGCAAAGGUUAGAGAAUGCUUUCAACAAAGCCCUGUCAUCGUUCUGUAUGGAUGGUCCGGUUACCAGGGAGCAGCUUAGGUUAUUCUCAUCUAAAUGCAGGAACAUGCUAGAAGAAGCUCACACGAAGUUUACUCAGCUAGUUGAAUUAUUAAUUGUCUGUAAAAAUAAUUAUUCACAACUUAACUAAAUGUUAUUGUUUGCUGCAGUCUUUGUGUCAUAUAAAUUAUGUAAUAUUACUGAUCUCAUUUUAAUAUGUAUUCUAUGUAUUUCGGGUUAAGUUUGCAGUGAGUGACAGUGACCAAUGACGUUUAGGAACUCACCCAUUGUGGAGUAAACUCAUUGGUUAAUGAUGUUGUACCGAUGACCAAAAACUUAAUUCGAAUUUAGAAUCGACUAGGUAUAGCAUAUUAUUUUUAGGGUUCCGUACCCAAAGGGUAAAAACGGGACACUAU
Aricia agestis (brown argus) is the source of this 2761-nucleotide messenger RNA. RefSeq names its product transcriptional protein SWT1 (gene Swt1). Gene Ontology annotation, cellular component: nucleus. The record is from RefSeq and is a predicted model, not a curated record. Lineage: Eukaryota; Metazoa; Arthropoda; Insecta; Lepidoptera; Lycaenidae. Gene Ontology annotation, molecular function: protein binding. The transcript is spliced from 12 exons. Bases 118 to 2496 code for a protein of 792 amino acids.